UUACUGCCAAUAAUCUAAAUUUUGAUAUUUUUGUAAGUCAAAGGAAAAGAAGCAAAACAACUAUGAUUACUACUGAGUUGAACCACUAUCUUUUUAAAGAACUCAUUCCUCAUCGAUCUGUUGAUUUUGAUAUAUUGAUGUGGUGGAAACUCAAUGGUCUUAAGUCCCCCACUUUGCAAGCAAUUGCAAGAAAUUGCAAGAAAUCUCUUGGCCAUACCAGUUACAUCAGUGGCCUCUGAGUCUGCUUUAGCUCUGUUGAGAGGUUAUUAGACCCUCAUCGGAGCAGGCUGCACUAUAGUACAGUGGAGACAAUAAUGUGUACCCGCAGCGGGAUCAUGGAAGAUAUGCAAAGAAAAUCAGAAGCU
This is a messenger RNA of Linum tenue, 365 nucleotides long. The record is from the annotation of a GenBank genome assembly. Lineage: Eukaryota; Viridiplantae; Streptophyta; Magnoliopsida; Malpighiales; Linaceae.